GAGUUGUUUGCAAGAAAUGAAGUUAGUCGCGCUCUGAACGACACAGAGAGCCGUCGCCUCUACGAGACACGUUUAUCAACAAACUCUGACGUCAUCUAGAUUUAUAUGUCUAGUUGACAACAAUCAUGUGGCCCGAUGGCGAAGGACCAAGCCACAACGGUCAUGGCCGCGCCAGUUCAGGCUCCGAGGUGGUUGUCAUCGGAGACCAGGUCACAUCCACCGCUGCUCUUCAACCCACCAUCUCCAACAUUCACAACUCCACUAAAUGCCACAUCGGGCCCAAAUUCGUCUCAAUUUCCCAGACGGUGCACAGCAAUGAAGUUGUUAAAGGGCGAUUUCUUGGUCUUGAGCUAGUGUCGCCGAUGAAGUCGCGGCGGCUGCGCUGCUCCGUGGCCGUCUGCGUCUGCUGGGCGUUCGUCGUCGCCUCCGGGCUUGGCAUUUACUUCCUAUGUAUUGCCUUGUUUGUGCCACAGACUCGCAUCGACAUAGGUCUCAACGAGACGUGGUACCUGCGCCGGCCGGAUUGGCAGGCCUUGGCACCGUCAUCUGUUUACAAAAUGCAGUUCCUUCGUCUGCCUGUUAAAUACGUCACAUUUGGACACUCGGCUGUGAACUCCUGCGACAACAGACGUGACUGUAUCACUGAAGUACGGAAUAUUCAGAGGGAUCACUUGGAACGUUUCGGUGACAUUAGCGCUAACUAUCUUGUUGGUGGCACCGGGCUCGUUUUUGAAGGCAGAGGCGCGAAUGUUAUAGGUGCAAUUAUUCCUGGCUGGAACUCUAAAAUGAUUUCUGUUAUGUUUUUGGGCGAUUAUAGACAGUCUGUUCUUGACGAUGCACAGAUAGAGAAUGUCCGCACGCUCCUAAAACAGCUGGUCAACGAUAAUGUCCUUGACCCCGCGUACGAGUUGUACGGGUACUGCCAAAUACUAACAUAUAAUGUAUCUCCGGGUCCGAAUAUCAUGGUUAAAAUGCAUAAAUUCGAGCACUGGCGUAAUGAGAAUGCUAGCAAGUGUCUAAAAAGAUACUUCUACUUGUCUUGUCCACGGUACCUUUGGGAUUUGGUGAAGAACAGUACGCGGGCAGAAAGAGUGUUGUGCAGUAUCGCGUCGCUGCUCGUCAUCCUGUGCAUUUUUCUCAUUGUCUACUUCACCGUCAUCGCCAAACCCAACGAAGAGGAGCCGGACACAGCUCCAUGGAACAUAUCGCGUGAGAUGUGGCUAGCUGAGCCUUACUCCUACACGAAUGAGAUCGACAGCGUGUUCGAGCCCCUCCGGCUGGUCAUCAUCCAGCACAGCGCCGGUAGCGAGUGCCAUCGUUUCGCCUCAUGUGCCUCAGUAUUGCGCAACAUACAAGGCUAUUACAUCAAAGUGAAACAUAGAGAUAUCCCGUAUAACUUCCAGAUAGGAAAUGAUGGCAGAGUGUACGAGGGCCGGGGCUGGCGUAAAGAAGGCGCACACACCCAGUUUUACAAUCGGUGUUCCGUCGGGAUCGGCUUCUUAGGUGACUAUAGAGAAGAGUUAAUAGGACAUAGCUCUGUAACUGCAUUACAACAAACCAGAGCGCAUAUGUUGCUUAAUGCAGGUGUGCAGAUGGGGUUCCUACACCCGGACUAUUAUGUGGUUGGUGCUAGCGAUAUUCAGAGAGAUGGAACAGAGAGUCCUGGUUCCAACUUAUACAGAGCCAUUCAACAAUGGGCUCAUUUCGAUCAUGAAAAUCGAUUUCGUAAUAAAAGUUGCGACGAAAUAAACGCUAUGUUCAAAAGAAACUGAUGACGUAUUACGGAAGAUUGUACAUGAAUACUGAAAAAAUGAAAUUAAAUUUUAUUUGUUUUGUUAGAAACAGAGCAUUUUAAUUAUAAUACGAGCUAAUACAUAUUACUUCUCGUUCUUUCUUACGGCCUACUUUUUUCUUAGCUCGCGUAAAUAUUCGACCAAAAUAGAUAGGUAUGAUUCAGACCAUGAUCCGGAGUUGAUAUCAAGUGGAAUUUUCCGUCCCAAAAGUAUAGAACUGAAAAUAAUUUACAAAAUAAAAAAAAUAUCAUGAAUUUUGCGACAAAAAAUUUCACUUGAUAUUAACUCAGAAUCAUGGUCUGAAUCAUCCCCCUGAGUAUUCGUUACGAUUUCUCGAACACCCUGUAUUAAUUAACUUCUUCUUCUUUGCGAGUCGAUGGCGAUCGAAACUAAAUUUUUGCUGACCAAUAAUUGGCCACGCUUACGGCAUUGUCAGUGGCUUCGUAAAGGUCUUAACUUUACUAAAAAAAGGUACAUAAAUCAUUUUUACAAGAAACGUUUUGCCUUAUAGAAGAAUGAUUGAGGUUUCCACUCUAUGGUGAAUCCAAUUUGAUCAUAGUACUUGUUUAAAGAAAGUAUCGAGUGACAUUUCUUUUGUUUUAAGCAUAAGUUAUGAAUAAAAAUAAGUGAAUAAAUCAGAUGCUUAAGUAAGUACUAAAAGUACUUAUAAUACCUGCCUACCUACAAUACAUAUAGGGCAGGUGAGCCGGUUGUGGCCACCGACCCCUUUGUGGCCAUUUAGAACUUCAAAUCGUUAUAACUAAGGCAAAGACAAAUAUAUUACUCUAUGAUUUACGGGAAUAAAAAUAUCUAAUAUUGGCAAUACUGAUAGCGUUGACCGCUUUGAUGUGUCAAACUUCACUUCAAUCCAACAAGUCAUUAUUUUUUCACGAUCGUCAAUUGUUUUAAGUCUUAGCAAAAAAGCUAAGGCGAGCGGAGUUACGAUUAUAAUGUCUCCAUCGAAGCCAAAUACUAAAAAAAUCGGUGUCGUGAAAAGAAAAUUGUUCCAGUACUCACCGCAUAAAAUAACAUUAGCUUUGAACGCAAUAAAGAAUGGGAUGCCCGUUGCCACAGCUAGUAGAGAUUUUAACGUACCUCGAACGACUUUGCGUUUAAAGUUACUGAGAUGGAAAAGUUUUUGCCCAACAUUUAUUUAUAAAAUCUUAAAAUAUAAGUACUUAAAUUAAAGACUGCAUACCUACCUGCAAUAUGAUUAAGUAUUAUAUAAUAUUUUUUUGUGAUUUAGAACUAUAUUGAUAUUAAUUUAAGCAUAAACUUAAAUUUAAUAAGCAAAUACAAAUAAAAGUGUUAUCACAAGUGUACCUAAUUAAUAAGAAGUAGGCUAUAAUUGUUUACUUUAUUGCAAAGAUAGGUUGCCAAUAUUGUUAUUUAAUUUUAAACAACGAAUGUGCAUCAUACCUAGAGAUAAUUAUAAGAAUACCUUUCAAGACUGGUCAUUAUAAUAUUAUAGAUAUCUACCUCGUAUAGGUUAAUGUUGAUAUCCUCAAUUGUAAUUUUAAUUCAAGCUGAAAUAUUAUAUUUCAUAUUUGUCGUCAAUAUUAUGUUAGCUAUUUUUCUCUAAAUAAAGACUGUUGGUCGUAAAAUAUGCGAUUUUCGAAUAAACUUUUUAUUACUUUGAA
This is a messenger RNA of Pectinophora gossypiella (pink bollworm), 3433 nucleotides long. Its product is annotated as peptidoglycan-recognition protein LF-like. Gene Ontology annotation, biological process: peptidoglycan catabolic process. NCBI's taxonomy places the organism in Eukaryota, Metazoa, Arthropoda, Insecta, Lepidoptera, Gelechiidae. The transcript is spliced from 8 exons. The record is from RefSeq and is a predicted model, not a curated record. The coding region runs from base 126 to 1772 and encodes 548 amino acids. Gene Ontology annotation, molecular function: zinc ion binding; N-acetylmuramoyl-L-alanine amidase activity.